Malassezia vespertilionis is the source of this 1833-nucleotide messenger RNA. It is a transcript of the gene SUP35, whose product is annotated as translation termination factor GTPase eRF3. The record is from RefSeq and is a predicted model, not a curated record. Bases 1 to 1833 code for a protein of 610 amino acids. Gene Ontology annotation, biological process: nuclear-transcribed mRNA catabolic process, deadenylation-dependent decay; translational termination; translation. The transcript has a single exon. Gene Ontology annotation, molecular function: GTP binding; GTPase activity; translation release factor activity. NCBI's taxonomy places the organism in Eukaryota, Fungi, Basidiomycota, Malasseziomycetes, Malasseziales, Malasseziaceae. Gene Ontology annotation, cellular component: translation release factor complex.
AUGAACCCCAACGCACCGAGCUUUGGGUUUAACCCCGCUGCAUCUGGCUUCAAGCCGCGCAAUGCGCAGCCGACGAACGAUGCAGAGUACUUUAACCAGGGAUUUUCUGGGAUGGGUAUCGGUGCUCAGAAUGCAGCGCCUGCAUCCGCACCUGCACAUGAGUCUGCGCCAGCGCCAGCGCCAGCGCCGAGCACUACCGCUGCGCCACUGCCACCGAUGGCUGCAGCAGCGCUGGCCGCCACUAACGACAAGCCUGCUGGUGCGAAGCAAGCAGUGAGCAUUUCGCUUGGCGGCGCCAAGAAAGAAACCGUACCCGCCAAGCCCGCCGCCGUAGCGGAGCCCCCGGCCCAGGCCGAAGCUGCCAAAGGCCAAGCUGUCAAGCAGCAGAACAAGGCCGAGAAGAAGGUUGCAGAAAAGUCUGCCGUUGAUGCGAGCAAGGUCCUGGACGAUGCACGCAAGGUGACCGACGAGGAGACGCUCAAAGAUCUGUUUGGUGAUGCGGACAUCAAAUCGCACCUCAACGUUGUGUUUAUCGGUCACGUCGAUGCGGGCAAGUCGACGCUUGGCGGAAAUCUCUUGUACAUGACCGGCAUGGUCGACAAGCGCACGCUUGAGAAGUACGAGCGCGAAGCUAAGGAGCUCGGUCGCGAGUCUUGGUAUCUUUCCUGGGCACUUGAUUCGACCUCGCAGGAGCGCGAAAAAGGCAAAACGGUCGAGGUGGGGCGCGCCUUUUUCGAGACAGAAAAGCGUCGCUACACAAUUUUGGACGCGCCUGGGCACAAGACCUACGUCCCGAAUAUGAUUGCCGGCGCGGCGCAAGCAGAUAUUGCGAUCCUCGUCAUCUCUGCGCGCCGAGGCGAAUUUGAGACUGGCUUUGAGCGCGGUGGACAAACGCGUGAGCAUGCCAUGUUGGUCAAAACCGCCGGUGUGCAGCGUCUGAUUGUUGUGAUCAACAAGAUGGACGACCAGACGGUCAACUGGGACAAGGAGCGAUACGACGAAAUUGUGGGUAAGCUGUCUCCAUUUUUGAAAAUGUCUGGGUUCAACCCAAAAACCGACGUAACGUUUAUUCCCGUCUCUGCUUAUUCCGGCGCGAAUCUUAAAGAGUCUGUGCCCAAGGAUGUGUGUGCAUGGUUUGACGGCCCAGCACUCUUGCCUUUCCUCGACAGCCUCGAGCAGGGCGACCGCAAUUUGAACGCAUCCCUCAAACUGCCCAUCAGCGAAAAGUAUGCCGAUAUGGGCACGUAUGUCGUCGGCAAGAUUGAGAGCGGGACGAUCAAGAAGGGCGAGAAUUUGGUGUUGAUGCCUAACGCUACCAAUGUGGAAGUGCUCGGACUUUAUAGCGAGGUCGACGAAGAAGUGCCAGCGGCGAUUUCAGGCGAUAAUGUCCGGAUCAAGCUCAAAGGUGUGGACUUGGACGAGGUGCAGGCUGGGUUCGUACUCACCGAUCCCAAGGAUCCCGUGCAUGUCGUGACACGCUUCGAGGCUCAGUUGGCAAUCCUCGAGCACCGCAACAUUAUCUGCGCGGGCUACAGUGCGGUGAUGCACGCCCACUCGCUCUCGGAAGAAGUCAAUCUUGCCGAGCUCCUGCACUACUACGACAAAAAGACGGGGAAAAAGAGCAGGAAGGGGCCCCAGUUUGCGAAGAAAGGGAUGAAGAUUAUUGCGCAGAUCCAAGCGACGGCGCCCAUUGCAUUGGAGCGCUUCAAAGACUGCCCACAGCUCGGCCGCUUUACAUUGCGCGACGAGGGCAAGACGAUUGCGAUCGGCAAAGUGACCAAGCUGCUUACGGACAACGAGAUGCCAGAGAUGAACAAGCUGAGCGUAAAGUGA